AUGAAAGAAAAGAAUCUUUUGGAAUUGUUCUUUCCAAUUCAAGCAAAUCAAGUAAAUCAAGCAAAUCAAACAGAACAGCAACAACAAAUAAUGGUUGAUCAAAUUUUACCAAAUGAUUUAAUAGAAAUGGUCCCAAGAAACAAUCUAACAGCUACAAAUGAUUUUGUAAAAGAGUAUUUAAAUUCAACAAUAACCUCUACUAAACUAUCUACAAAUUUAGGAAAUGAAUUAAAAGACAUGGUAAAGAAUCAAAGAAUUAGUGUCAUUGAUUUAAUUGUAUCAUUUGCUCAAGAUUUGAAAAAAAAACAAAAGAUUGGUAGUGGAAGAUCAAACAAAGGUCUUUAUGAUAGCGAAAUUGAAAGAAUAAUGAAACCAUAUCAUAGAAAGGGAUUUGAAAGAGUAAUAGCAAGUGAUCAAUUAAAUUUAUUGGAACCAAAAGACAAGAUGUCAUUUAUUAUGAAUUUGGAUCCACACAACAAACCAGGAAGUCAUUGGGUUGCAGUAUACAUUGAUGCAGAUAAAGAUAAAUCAGUAGAGCAUUAUGAUUCAUUUGGCCAAGAACCAACAGAUGACUUUAUGAAACAAUUAAAAGAUUUAAUUGAUGAAAUCAAUUCAGAUUAUUAUUUAAAAUUCAAAGUAAAUAAAAAUCAUUGA
This is a messenger RNA of Cavenderia fasciculata, 654 nucleotides long. RefSeq lists its product as uncharacterized. Gene Ontology annotation, biological process: proteolysis. The record is from RefSeq and is a predicted model, not a curated record. Gene Ontology annotation, molecular function: cysteine-type peptidase activity. The transcript has a single exon. Bases 1 to 654 code for a protein of 217 amino acids. NCBI's taxonomy places the organism in Eukaryota, Evosea, Eumycetozoa, Acytosteliales, Cavenderiaceae.